Molecule: messenger RNA, 921 nt
Organism: Triticum dicoccoides
Lineage: Eukaryota; Viridiplantae; Streptophyta; Magnoliopsida; Poales; Poaceae
Product: transcription repressor OFP13-like
Exons: 1
Coding region: 57-761 (234 amino acids)
Biological process (GO): negative regulation of DNA-templated transcription
Source: RefSeq, a predicted model, not a curated record
UCGCCAUUGAUCAAUCAUCCUCUGCACAUCAUAACAAGUGACAAGCAGCAGCAGCCAUGGUCAAGAAGCUCGCCCUCGCCUCCCUCUUCUUCACCAGCGGCAGUGUGGACGCCACCGCCGAGAGCAUGUCGUCUCCUCCGUCCAUAUCAGCUGCGUCCUCUCGCAGCAUGGCCGCCUCGUGGCAAUGGCCCUCCUGCGCGCAGGCCAGGACCGCGUCCUUCGACGGCCGCAGCAGUGUGAAGGGGGAGGCGUCCUUGUCGUCGGCGCGCUGGGACUGCUGCAGGACCCGCGUGAUCAUGAACCCAGCCUACUGCGACGACACAGCCGAUAACUCCUUCCUCUCCGCCUCCGGCUCCUCUUCUGCCUCCACUGCGGCGCCGGAGCCGGAGCCGGAGCCCUCGAUGGACGAGGCGGUCAUCCGCGAGAUCCGAGCGUCGAGCCGGCUCUUCUUCGAGCCCGAGGCGACGAAAUCCAUCGUGACGGCGAGCAAGCCGGAGGCGGAUCAGGCAGCGUUCGGCGGGGCGACGGCGCUGGCCAUCGACUCUGCGGACCCGUACGGCGACUUCCGGCGGUCCAUGGAGGAGAUGGUGCUGAGCCGCGGCGGCGGCAGGGGCGAGGACGACUGGGGGUGGCUGGAGGAGAUGCUGGGGUGGUACCUCCGGGCCAACGGCAAGAAGACCCACGGCCUCAUCGUCGGCGCCUUCGUGGACCUGCUCGUCGGCCUCUCCGCCGUCAACAACAAGCAGAGCGGCCAGUGCUAGCUACCAUGCGAGCGCGCAAUGCGAUUGCUUAGGGAAGAAACGGUGUCAUGCCAUUGGUGGCAUCAGCGAUUCGGCCUAGAUGGAUUGAGCCAGCGAGAGGCGUAGGCUGUGUUGUGUUUGUUGAGAGCAUGCACGCGUGCCUGUACUAGUACUACUAUAC